CUCAAAAACCCGCCAUUUGCCCUUCUCAUUUAAAACUUCAAACUAAACCCCCCUCCUUUAUUUCUCUUUCAUUUUCCUCUGCGCCAAACAAAACCCUAGAACUCCAAUUCACUCUACCCCUUCCCCACCACAUGCUUACCAUGCAUCCUCACCCCUACACGGUCGAUUCCCUCUCUAAAUCACAAGAACUUGCAUCCGCUAUCUUCUCUUCCUCCACACCCGCUCAGAUCUCCUCUGUGUGCUCCUCCAUCGCCUCCUUCUUACAAACUCACACACCCGAUCAGUCUCGCCACUUCUUCUCCCUCACAUUCCCCACCUUAAUCUGCAAGCUCUAUGGCUUUGGAGACGGCGCGUCGCCCCCUAAUGAAACCCAGCUCGCCUCAUCAAACGGUGGCUGGAUUGAUAUAAUCCUUCAAUCAAAAGACUCCGAUCUCGCUUCUAGAGUUUUCAGCCUCCUCUCACCAAAUGGCGUUAUUUUCCAGUCAAUCUAUGCUGUUGAUCGUCAAUCGCUGGUGAAAUAUGUGUUCCCAGUCGAGCGGUUGCCGGAAUGGGCCCGGUUCAUGCUAUCGAGCGAGAGAGAUUGUCAAGUCUUAAACAAUCUUUGCCCUCUGUUUAGAGGUAAAAUUAAGGAGGAUUCAAUUAAAGGCUCUUUGUAUUACCAAGUCCAGUUAAAUGUUUUUGAGUAUUUCAUGUUUUGGUUCGCCUAUUACCCUAUCUGCAAAGGCAACAGCGAGAAUCCAAACAAUAAACCUACAAAACGAACCAGAAAGUUAAAACUAGAAAAUUGGAUUUGGACCUCCUCUAUUCCUGGGUUUUCGCAUUCUAAGCGCGGAAAUGAACAGGAAUUUGAGCAUAAUCUGUAUGUGCGGCUUUUAUGUGCAUAUUUGCUUGCUUUUGUGCCUAUACGUGAUUUGGAGUCACAUCAGCCCUAUCGCAACUCGCUUCUGCAUUAUGGACGGGGAAAUGAUGGAUCAAUUUUGUUGAGAGCAGAGUUUUUUGUUGAUACAUUGGUGCACUAUUGGUUGGUUGAUAAUGAUUUCUCUCCUCUGCCUGUUAAUGUUUGCAAGUCAUUUGGAUUGUCAUUCUCACUCAAGUCAGUUUUAGGUGAGAAUCCACCAACGCCUAAUUUAGGUGAGAUAGUGAAGUUACUGGUUAAGCACUUGAACUUGAGUGCGACUGUGGUCAAAGAUAGCCCUGCCCAAGCAGAGAGUCCAAAAUGGAGGUCUUCUGUAGGUUCAUUUGAUUUGAAGUCAAGGGAAUUUGCUGCAUCUUUGAAUGAUUCUAUGCAUGUGGGUGCCUCAUGGAAUUUGUGGAUUCAGAGGCCAGUUUAUAGGUUCGUUUUGAGGACAUUUCUAUUUUGUCCAGUGGGGACUUCUAUAAAGAAUGCUUCACAGGUGUUUCUGGUUUGGAUUAGUUUUUUGGAGCCUUGGAAGGUUGGGUUAGGUGAUUUUCUAGAACUUGAUGCAAUUGCGGAUGGGUUGGGAAAGGAUUUGAAGAAGGAAAAUGAGAGGAGUAGAGAGGGUGGCUAUUCAGCUUUGUGGCAGGAUUAUGUGUUAUCUAAUUACUUGUACUACAGUUCUUUAGUUAUGCAUUUCAUUGGGUUUGCUCAUAAGUUUCUUCACACUGACCCAGAACUGAUAGUCCAGAUGGUAUUGCAGGUUAUGAAAAUACUGACAUCAUCCAAGGAGUUAACUGAUCUAGUAAAGAAAAUGGAUGCUGUUUUCCAUUCCAAACAAGCUGGAUCAGGCAAAUUGAUGCUUAACAGCUUAUAUAGAUAUGUUCCUUUGAUUCGUGAACACUUGCAGGACUGGGAGGAUGGUUUAUGUGAGAGUGAUGCUGAUGGAUCUUUCUUGCAUGAGCAUUGGAACAAAGAUUUAAGACUUUUUAGCGAUGGGGAAGAUGGUGGACAACAACUCCUUCAGUUGUUUAUAUUGCGUGCGGAAGCUGAGUUGCAAGCUAAUUCUGGUGAUAACCUCGCACACAACUUGCAGCUUGUGGAUUCGUUGAAGGCACAGGUGAGCUGCUUGUUUGGUGGUUAUACCGUAAAACCAAUUUCAUUUACACCAGAAACGAAGCAGCCUGAGCAAUCUCGAGAUGAAAUAUUCAAGCCCAGAAGGGUCGCCAACCGAGCAUUGGCUGAUGUCAAAUACAGGGGUGACCGGAUGAAGCGCCCCAUCUCUGAUGAUGAGGUUGCAUGGCUUGCAAACUUACUUGUGUGGUUAUCAAUCUGGCUUAACGAGAAUCUGGGGCUGAAUCAAGAAGACAACAAUGAUGGUGGCCCUAAAUGGUCAUAUGUGGAGGUCUCAAGUGAGGUGGAAAAUGUAUGUGGACCCUCGGAGAGUAUGAAAAUGAUGUUCUUUGCUAUCAGUUCGUGGUUCCUUGCGCUGUGUGGCUCAGCAGUGAGGUUAAUGAGAAAGCACGGUGUGAGAAUAAACCUCAGGAUACUGGCCUCGAAGAAGGUUGUCAUGGUUUUGUUCAUGUCUGCUCUGUUCAGCGUAUUGAAGAAAGCUUUUGGGUUUAUAUCAGUGUAAAUAUGACGGGAAAAGAAUUAUAAGAUUAGAAAAUGUUUGAAACAGAAAAGUGUUUUGGGGGGGGGGGGGGGGUGGAGUAUUUUUCUUGGUGGUUUGCAGGUUUUGCUGCUUCGAAUUUUAUUUUUUUGCCUUGUAAAUAAGCAAGAAAAAUAUAGCAAAAGAAUUUCGCUGUCCAUGUGUUUCCCGAAGUUGUGAUUCCCGUAAUUCUCAUGUCCAACUUCCUUAUAUACGGGUAAUCCCUUGAGAGAGAGAGAGAGAGUUUUAAUUAUCAGA
Messenger RNA from Manihot esculenta (cassava), 2804 nucleotides. RefSeq lists its product as uncharacterized. The record is from RefSeq and is a predicted model, not a curated record. Gene Ontology annotation, molecular function: sphingomyelin phosphodiesterase D activity. Lineage: Eukaryota; Viridiplantae; Streptophyta; Magnoliopsida; Malpighiales; Euphorbiaceae. Bases 132 to 2531 code for a protein of 799 amino acids. The transcript has 4 exons.